This is a messenger RNA of Arachis stenosperma, 1365 nucleotides long. RefSeq names its product transcription factor MYB119-like. Gene Ontology annotation, cellular component: nucleus. The transcript is spliced from 3 exons. NCBI's taxonomy places the organism in Eukaryota, Viridiplantae, Streptophyta, Magnoliopsida, Fabales, Fabaceae. Gene Ontology annotation, molecular function: RNA polymerase II cis-regulatory region sequence-specific DNA binding; DNA-binding transcription factor activity, RNA polymerase II-specific. The record is from RefSeq and is a predicted model, not a curated record. Bases 1 to 1365 code for a protein of 454 amino acids. Gene Ontology annotation, biological process: regulation of DNA-templated transcription.
AUGAAUAGUAAUAGUAGUAGUAAUAGUGUUCAUCAUGAAAAUGAUGUUAUUCCAUUUCUUCAUCAUGAGUAUGGUGGUAACAACAAGGUUACUACUAAUAAUAAUUCUAUGUGUCGGUUAGGGCUUCCUUUAACAGCCAUAGAUAGGUUCUUAUGUAGCCAACAACAAAGUCAAGUCCUUUACAAUGAUGAUAGUGUUUUUGAUGAAGAUUUUCAAACUAGGUUUUCUAAUUGUUAUUAUGGUGGUGGUUCAAAUAACCCUUAUUAUAAGUUUGUGUGGCCUAAUUGCACUACUCAAGAAGCAAGCAUUGUUGUUCAUGAUAAUAAUAAUCAACAAGAGGGUUUCAAUAAUUGGCUACAACAAUUUCACAAUCAAGAAGAUGUUCAUCAAGCUUUAGGGAAAACUAAUGUCAAAGUUGUGGGAAGAAACCCUAAAAAAGCUUCUUCUUCUUCUCUAUCCUUGAUCAAAGGACAAUGGACUCCUGAAGAGGACAGGAAAUUGGAGAAGCUGGUGAAACAACAUGGAACAAGGAAGUGGUCACAAAUAGCUGAAAAAUUGGAGGGAAGGGCUGGGAAGCAAUGUAGAGAGAGGUGGCAUAAUCAUCUCCGACCAGAUAUUAAGAAAGACGGUUGGAGUGAAGAAGAAGAGAGGAUAUUGGUGGAAACUCAUGCCAAGGUUGGAAAUCGUUGGGCGGAAAUCGCGAAGCAUAUACCAGGGCGAACUGAAAACUCGAUCAAGAACCAUUGGAACGCAACAAAGAGAAGGCAGAACUCAAGGAGAAAGAACAGGAAACCAUCAUCAUCAACCAACUCAAACAAUAAUGGCAAACCACAAUCUUCAAUUCUCCAAGACUACAUUAGAAGCCAAACCCUAAUUGGUACCAAUAAUAUCAAUGCUCCUAUUACCACUACUAAUUCAACCCCAACUAUUACUAGUGAAUCUGAAUGUGAUAAUAAUAAUCCAUAUUAUUCAUCACCAACAAUCAUAGCUGAAUCAUAUGAUGAUGAAUUACUCUUCAUGCAACAACUUUUCAAAGAGAAUAAUCAAAUUGUCAAUGGAGAUGGUGUUGGUAAGAACCCUAGUGAUGAAUGUGGUGAUGGGUUUGUUCAUUAUUCCAAUAAUUAUUAUUAUCUUUCAAAUCCAUGGAACAUGCACAACCCUACCACCAAUAAUAAUAAUAAUGGUUACCUUGAUUCUGAUCUCUAUAUCUCUCAAUUGAUGAACAAUGGAGUUUCAACAACAAGUUCAUCAUCAUCACUUCAUGAGGCUUAUGAGAAGAAUCAAAACAUGGAUUUUCAUUGUUCAGCUGUGAAGAAAAGUGAGAUGGAUCUGUUAGAGUUUGUUUCCACUCAAUAUCAAUUUUAA